Molecule: messenger RNA, 709 nt
Organism: Dacryopinax primogenitus
Lineage: Eukaryota; Fungi; Basidiomycota; Dacrymycetes; Dacrymycetales; Dacrymycetaceae
Exons: 2
Coding region: 1-615 (204 amino acids)
Source: RefSeq, a predicted model, not a curated record
AUGGCGGCACCAGCAACAGCAUCAAAGACAGUCCAGAUCUACCAGCCGUCAGGCAAAGACGGCGUACCAAGCCAUCCAAGCUUGAGCAAAGCCGAGUUCCCCAUCGACGCCUUCCAAGGCAAAUGGUUCGUGAUCCAAUCGACUCUAGGGAUCUGGAAGACGCGGAAAGACGUCACUAUCACCUACACGCCUCAUACGCCACCGCCCAACUUGGCGUAUAACGACCACGUGCAGUAUCGGUCUACUUCCUCGCCGUCGAGCAAACCACUCUGCUCCAUUGUCGGUAUCUCCACGCUCCUUCCUACUGCUGCUCAGAGCUCGACCGAUACGCAACCACACCAGGAGCAUGGCGCACACUUCAAGUGGCGCGGAUCUGGCUGGCUGAGGAUCGCGAGCUCUAAAUGGCAGGUCUUGGGAUACGACCUACAAGAGGGCUGGGUGGUAACCUUCUUCGAGAAGACGCUGUUCACGCCUGCGGGGCUGGACGUGUAUGCCAGGCAGCCGGGUACGUUGAGCAGCGAGAGGCUGUCAGAAAUUGUCAAAGCGACGCAGUCGCUAGGCGGAGAAGCGGGCAAGUUAGCAGAGGGAUUCUUCGAGGUUACCCAUGGUGUAUGAACUGGUCGAGCAUGAUCUGAAUUCUCUGUACACCCUGAACACUCCGAUGUAUGGAUUGUAUUGUACACUUCCUCCGAAUAACCAUUACGUGUCU